AUGGAGCUGCGCUGUGGGGGACUGCUGUUCAGUUCUCGAUUUGAUUCCGGGAACCUAGCCCAUGUGGAGAAAGUGGAGUCUGUGUCCAGUGACCUGGAGGGAGUGGCAGGGGGCGUCUUACCCCCCACCAGCAGCACUGCCUCUUCCCCUGACUACGAGUUCAACGUGUGGACCCGGCCAGACUGUGCUGAAACAGAAUAUGAGAAUGGGAACAGGUCAUGGUUUUACUUCAGUGUCCGGGGAGGAUCACCAGGGAAACUCAUCAAGAUCAAUAUUAUGAACAUGAACAAGCAAAGCAAGCUAUAUUCCCAGGGCAUGGCCCCCUUUGUGCGCACACUGCCAGGCCGGCCACGCUGGGAACGCAUUCGAGACCGGCCGACCUUUGAGAUGACAGAAACGCAGUUUGUGUUAUCCUUUGUUCACCGUUUCCUGGAGGGUCGUGGGGCCACCACCUUCUUCGCCUUCUGCUACCCCUUCUCCUACAGUGACUGCCAGGAUUUGCUAACCCAGCUAGACCAGCGCUUUCUGGAGAACCACUCUACCCAAAACAGCUCUCUGGAUACCAUCUAUUACCACCGGGAGAUCCUUUGCUAUUCCCUGGAUGGACUUCGUGUAGAUCUGCUAACGAUCAGCUCCUGCCAUGGGCUUGAAGAAGAACGAGAGCCCCGUCUAGAGCAGCUAUUUCCUGAUAUCAGCACCCCCCGACCAUUCCGUUUCACAGGCAAGAGGAUAUUCUUCUUGAGCAGUAGGGUACACCCUGGAGAGACGCCAUCUAGCUUUGUCUUCAAUGGCUUUUUGGACUUCAUCCUUCGACCUGAUGAUCCCCGGGCCCAAACCCUACGUCGCCUCUUUGUCUUUAAGCUGAUUCCCAUGUUGAACCCCGAUGGUGUGGUCCGGGGCCACUACCGCACAGACUCGCGUGGAGUGAACCUGAACCGUCAGUACCUGAAGCCUGAUGCAGUCCUGCACCCGGCCAUCUACGGGGCCAAAGCUGUGCUUCUCUACCACCAUGUGCACUCCCGUCUGAACUCCCAGAAUCCCUCUGCACAACAGCACAAUCCUUGUCUCCGUCCUGAUGCCCCGCUUUCUGACCUUGAGAAAGCCAACAAUCUCCAAAUGGAACCUCACCUUGGGCGCUCAUGUGCUGGGGAUAACCCUGAGCCCUGGAUACAGACUGAGCUUGCAGAACAGAAGGCCAGCAGUGUGUGGAUUAUGCCCCCACCGUCCACGGAGGCUGAGGAGCCAGCCCCCGACACCAUCCCCCCCAAAGAGAGUGGUGUGGCUUACUAUGUGGACCUACACGGACAUGCUUCCAAAAGGGGCUGCUUCAUGUACGGAAACAGCUUUAGUGACGAGACCACCCAGGUAGAAAAUAUGCUUUAUCCAAAGCUCAUCUCCUUGAACUCAGCCCACUUCGACUUCCAGGGCUGCAAUUUCUCAGAGAAGAACAUGUAUGCCCGAGACCGCAGAGAUGGCCAGUCUAAGGAGGGAAGCGGCCGGGUUGCAAUCUACAAAGCCUCAGGGAUCAUCCACAGCUACACACUUGAAUGCAACUACAACACCGGACGCUCCGUAAACAGCAUCCCUGCCGCCUGCCAUGACAACGGGCGUGCCAGCCCCCCACCCCCGCCGGCUUUCCCCUCCAGAUACACUGUGGAGCUGUUUGAGCAGGUAGGACGAGCUAUGGCCAUCGCAGCUCUGGACAUGGCCGAAUGCAAUCCAUGGCCCCGGAUCGUGAUGUCCGAACACAGCAGCCUCACAAACCUCCGGGCCUGGAUGCUAAAACACGUGCGUAGCAUUCGAGGUCCGAGCAGCUCUGUGAACUUGGGUGUCAUCAAGAAGAGAGGCUCUCGAACUCUACCCAAAACUAACAACGGAUUGCCUGUUUCCUGCUCUGAAAAUACCUUGAGCCGUGUGCGAAGUUUUAGCACUGGCACAAGUACUGGCGGCGGCCUCACCAGCCAACAAAACUCUCCACAGAUGAAGAGCUCCCCCAGCUUUCCUUUCCAUGGCAGUCGGUCUGCAGGACUGCCGGGCCUGGGCUCUAGCACCCAAAAGGUCAGCCACCGGGUGCUGGGCCCCGUGAGAGAGCCCCGAAGCCAGGACAGGAGACGGCGGCAGCAGCCACUCAGCUAUCGCCUUCCUUCAAGCAGCCUGGCCUCACCCCCAACGCCUGCCAUUUCUAGCCAAGCCUCCUCACGCAACCUGGGCUCCUGCCUGCUGCCCAGCUCACUCGGCAUAUCAGGGAGCAACUGCUCACUCCUGUCCUCAGGGGACAAGCCAGAGGCUGUCAUGGUGAUUGGGAAAGGUCUAUUAGGAACUGGGCCUCGGAUCCCCUGUAUCAGGACCCGAUUACAGGCUAGGCCCAGGUUGGGCUGGGGCUCACCGCCGACUUGCAGAGGGAUGAGAGGCUCUUCGGGCCCCACAUCCCCUAUCCUCUGGACCAGGGAGAGCAGUGAGCCGAAGCUGGGACCCCACUCUGCACCAGGGCUGCCUCAGGCCACGCCUCCACGGCCCUACUCUGCCCCUGCCAUUUCUCCUAUUUCCUGUAGUCUAUCUGACUCCCAGUCUCGGACUUGUUACAGCCGGGGGCCUGCGGGCCAACCUGAGGUUUGUUUUGUCCCAAAAUCUCCCCCAUUCACUGUUUCUCCCCGGGUCUGA
Pipistrellus nathusii (Nathusius's pipistrelle) is the source of this 2661-nucleotide messenger RNA. The record is from the annotation of a GenBank genome assembly. Lineage: Eukaryota; Metazoa; Chordata; Mammalia; Chiroptera; Vespertilionidae.